This is a messenger RNA of Myxocyprinus asiaticus (Chinese sucker), 1584 nucleotides long. RefSeq names its product T-box transcription factor TBX22-like. Gene Ontology annotation, molecular function: RNA polymerase II cis-regulatory region sequence-specific DNA binding; DNA-binding transcription factor activity, RNA polymerase II-specific. The coding region runs from base 82 to 1500 and encodes 472 amino acids. Gene Ontology annotation, biological process: positive regulation of DNA-templated transcription; regulation of transcription by RNA polymerase II; cell fate specification. Gene Ontology annotation, cellular component: nucleus. The record is from RefSeq and is a predicted model, not a curated record. The transcript has 8 exons. Lineage: Eukaryota; Metazoa; Chordata; Actinopteri; Cypriniformes; Catostomidae.
GAAAAGAUGUGAACUAUCAUUCAGAAGUUGAUGAAGUGGAUAAAAAGACUGAUUAAGACUCGGAUCUGAUCUCGGGUCAGAAUGCAGGGACUCAGCAGGCGCGCUCACGCAUUUUCUGUGGAGGCUUUAGUGGGUAAAACUUGCAAGAAGCGGAAAGUAGAAAAUAUUGAGGAUGAGAAAUGGCAGAGUGUUUCAGAAAACGAUAGAGACACACCAACGGGCAUUGUCAUCGACGAACACGAUGAGCGAAACGACAGGAGGAGAAAAAUCUGCGCGACGGCAAGAAAACCAACCUCGACCGAAUGUGAAUCUGCGAGAGAAGUUCGAGUGGAUCUUCAAGCAUCCGACUUGUGGAAGAGAUUUCAUGAGAUCGGCACUGAGAUGAUCAUCACCAAGGCUGGGAGGAGAAUGUUCCCAUCUGUCCAAGUUAAAGUGCACAAUCUGGAUCCCUUCCAGCAAUACUACAUCGCCAUGGACAUCAUGCCUGUGGAUUCAAAGAGAUACAGGUAUGUGUACCAUAGUUCUCAAUGGAUGGUGGCCGGAAACACAGAUCAUUCGUGUAUUUCUUCCCGUCUGUGCGUGCACCCGGACUCGCCGUGUUCUGGAGAGAACUGGAUGCGACAGGUGAUCAGCUUUGAUCGCAUCAAACUCACCAACAAUGAGAUGGACGACAAAGGCCAUAUGAUCCUGCAGUCCAUGCACAAGUACAAGCCACGCAUACACGUUAUCCCGUACAAUCCUCGAGUCGACCUGUCACAGACUCCUCCGUCGCUGCCAGCAGACAGUGUUCACACCUUCUCCUUCCCUGAGACACAGUUUACCACUGUCACAGCCUACCAGAACCAACAGAUAACAAAACUGAAGAUUGACAGGAAUCCAUUUGCCAAGGGUUUUAGAAACCCAGGACGAAACAGGGGUGUGUUGGAUGGGAUUUUAGAGUCAUACCCAUGGCACAGCGCCUUCAGCCUUCAUUUCAAACCUUUCACUAUGGAGCUACAAGGCAGAAGUUCUGGAUCUUCAGCAAGCUUUGGUAUCACCUCAUCAUUAAAAGCACUCCUGCCAAGCUCCUUUUCUCCAGCAGCCCAUCCUAUCACAUUCUCAAGCCCUCAAUGCUUCACCUCAAACAGUCUUCUCACAUACAGAACUCACUGCAGCCUUGGGCUGGGUAGACUCGGUGGUUAUGCUGGCUUACAACCCCUGUUAGAUCUCCCCUUCAUGUCUACUCUUCAGGUAAAGAAAGGAGACUGUCUCCAGGAUUCUACCACCACAGGUUCUUCUUUGCUUUUUAUCCAGAACCUUCCACCAGGAUGGACCUCUGAAUACUAUCAAGCUCACAAUUACACUAUGGCAUCAGCCCCUGUAUUACCCAACAGUCUGUACAGCCACAGUUUACCCAUGAGUCACCAAUUCUCCACUGUCACUCAUCAGUUAAAUCUGGGUGAUGGUGAGAGCACUGUGCACUCAGUGCCCAUGAAUUCCUCCUUCAGCUACUGCCAUUGACAUCAAACAUGCCAAAACGUUUAUUAUUAUUUAGUUAUAUAACUUGAUUAUUUACACAAUGGCAACUUUAAAAUAAUGGAACCU